This is a messenger RNA of Chanos chanos (milkfish), 2040 nucleotides long. RefSeq names its product receptor for retinol uptake stra6-like. Gene Ontology annotation, molecular function: retinol transmembrane transporter activity; signaling receptor activity. The record is from RefSeq and is a predicted model, not a curated record. Lineage: Eukaryota; Metazoa; Chordata; Actinopteri; Gonorynchiformes; Chanidae. The coding region runs from base 1 to 2040 and encodes 679 amino acids. The transcript is spliced from 17 exons. Gene Ontology annotation, biological process: vitamin A import into cell. Gene Ontology annotation, cellular component: plasma membrane.
AUGAACAGCAGCAGCGGCAGCAGUGGCAGCAGUGACAGCGCACCUGCUCUCUUCAACUACUAUGAUUAUUCAGACUGGUAUGACCAUUUGGAGCCCACCGAACCACCUGUAGAAAUUGUCCAACCAUGUGAUCCCACAGCAGAUGACCAGCUUUACCAUAUUAGCAUUGCUGCCAUCUCUCUGCUCAUCAUGCUGAUCCUGGUGGUGUUCACCAAACAGAAAAGACUGUGUCAGGGCUUCCAGAGGGGAUCUCCCAGUGUGUUAAAAGCGGUGAACUUCCUAGAUCAAACUGAGCAUCAAGGCUUGGUUUUAGCUGUGUUUGGCCUGGUCUUCUGCAAACUUUGUGUGCUGGUAAUCACUCCAAACCCUCUACCCCUAACUAAAGACUCCACGCCUGCAACCAAGGAAUUGUGGAAAAUUCUAGCCAUAUUUUAUUAUCCUGCUCUCUACUAUCCAUUGCUUGUGUGUGGGAAGCUGCGGAGCAAACUAGGCUAUCUCCUGGGCAGUCUGCUAUCCUGGACUCACUUUGCCAUCCUUUGUUGGCAGAAAAUCGACUGUCCUAAAACUCCAGGGAUCUAUAAGUACUACUUCCUGCUCAACAGUCUUCCUCAGAUUGCUUGUUUAGCCUUCCUCAGCUUCAAGUACCCCCUGUUACUGUUCAAAGGCUCAGAGGGCAAUGGGAAAACCAACACAUCUGAGGAUCUUGACAGCAACUAUUAUAAAGACUAUGUGAAGUCCAUUUUGAAGAAGAAGCCAGCAAAAACAAGCCCCUCUAGGACAGAAAAACCAUCUAUAUCUGACAGGAUCUCAGACACGUUAAAGUCUUAUAUUUACACUCCAGAGAAAGGAUUCCGCCUGCCGUUGACGGUGGUAAUCUCUGGAGUUCUGUCUUUCAUUGCUGUGUAUCAGGUUUGUCUGUUGCUGAUAUGUGCUGUGAUUCCCAUCCUCCAUAUUGUGCGUGCUGGUAUAAAUGAAGACAUUGCCUUCCUUUUGCUGGGUUUUAAUAUCAUUCUACAUGAGGACAGACAAGAGGUGGUCAAAAUUGUCAUACACUAUACCUGGUGUUUGGAGAUUUGUUACAUAUGUGCUGCAACUCUGUCCUGCAUUGUCUCUCUGGUCAUGCUAAUGAGGUCCAUGGUUUUACACAGGGUAAAUCUCCGAGGGCUAUACAGAGGAGAAAUCUACAAUGCGUACAGCUGCCAGAGGAGAAUCAGGCCUUCUCAGCCUGGAGUGGUUAGCUGGAUGGGUUUCGUCAGUUACCAGACUGCUGUUAUCUGUCUGGGAAUGGCUGUUCAGACACUGGUCUUCUUCCUUGGCUUUGUGUUUGUGAUUUUCCUUGUCAUCAUUCCCAUCCUCUAUGGACAGAAUCUGAUGUUCUUCAUUGUCAUUGGCAAGCUGUGGCCUUUUUGGCUGAUGCUGUUCCUGGUUGUGGCUAUCCAGCAUGUGACUGCUCAGUUCACAUUUGUGAAAAAGGAUGCAGGAACACGGGAUCUGGCCAACAGAUCUGGCCUGUUUCUGUUGUCCUACCUGCUGUUCUUGGUGAACAUAGUAGUCGGGGUUUUGGUAGGACUGUGGAGGAUGGUAGUCACAGCUCUGUACAACAUUGUUCAUCUUGGCCGUAUUGACAUUAGUCUUCUAAACCGUGGCUCUGAGCUUUUUGACCCAGGUUAUCGUUGCUAUGCUCACUUCUUGAAGUUGGAGGUAAGCCAGGCCCACCCUGUGAUGAAAGCCUUUUGUGGCCUGUUACUGCACUCUACUGGACAAGAGAGCAGUGCUGGACAAAAAAUAAGAGAUGCAGAGGAAGGUAUACAGCUGGUACAACAGGAGAAAAAACAGAGUCGGGCAAGCAGUGCCAGGAGGGCACGGGCACGCUGGCAGCUCCUCCUCACACUCGUCAACAACCCAUCACUGCUAGGAUCUCGUAAGCACUUUCAAGCGCAGGGCACUGAGAGUAUCUUCAAUGGCUCACUUAACCGGGCAGCCAAGGACGGAAGCAAGAAGAGCACUGGUAAAGCCUCUGAGAGCACUGCCGCCAAAUGA